Messenger RNA from Microplitis mediator, 2319 nucleotides. RefSeq names its product clusterin-associated protein 1 (gene Cluap1). Lineage: Eukaryota; Metazoa; Arthropoda; Insecta; Hymenoptera; Braconidae. The record is from RefSeq and is a predicted model, not a curated record. Gene Ontology annotation, biological process: cilium assembly. Gene Ontology annotation, cellular component: intraciliary transport particle B; cilium; centrosome. The transcript has 5 exons. Bases 461 to 1798 code for a protein of 445 amino acids.
UUAAAUUUUUUCGAAAUAAAUUAAUAAAAUUUUCAUACUAUUUUGACAGUUCAGUCAUUAAUUGUAAAUCUGAUGAUUUCUAUUACAAUUAUCCUUGAAAAUCGAUUAAAUUUCCAACAAUGAAUUUAAUUUUGAUCUUUCAAAAUUUUUAGAAAUUCUGUCACCUCGAAUUUAAUUAUUUGCCGCUAAAAUAUGCGAAGGCUGUUUAUUUCGAAAAAAAUUACCACAUUUCGGGUUGUGACCAUCAUACAAAAAAAAGAGGUUUCUAUCGUCACCCUCUAUAAUAAACAUAUACUUACAUAUACUCACAUAUAUGUACGUAUGUAUUGUUUUAAUUUUGUUGCCACGGUAACUAAAGCAUGACACUGAAUUAUAAUAAAGUUUCAAAACAUACUUUAGUAUACUUAUGAAAUAUAAUAAACUCUGUAUUUAUUUAAAAGUAAUUUAACGUUAAUUUAAAAUGUCCUGUCGAGAUUUGAGAAAUUUUACAGAAACAAUGAGAUUUUUGGGGUAUCCCAGAUUAAUUUCUCUGUCAAAUUUUCGCGUUCCUAAUUUUUCUCUAGUCGCUGAAAUUUUAGUUUGGUUGAUCCAUCGAUUUGAUCCUGAUUCAGAUAUGACUGCUGAGUAUGAAACUGUUGAAGAUCGUGUGUCUAUUAUACGACGUGCUGCUGAAUUUAUAGCAAUUAAAACAAAUAUUAAAUUAAAUACUAAAAAACUGUAUCAAGCUGAUGGUCACGCCGUACACGAGUUGCUUAAAAUAGCAACAGCAUUAUAUGAAGCGCAAAAUAAAAAUGCUGAGGAUGAAAUAAUGUCCGGAGAAAUUUUAAAUCCUUUGGUGAUUGAUAUAACUGAUGAGUUAUCAGAACUUAAAAGUACAAGACAAAUGGCCAGUCAGUUAACAGUAAGUGGCGCCAGUUUAUUUGAUUUAUUAGGGAGAGAAGUUCAGCUUCGUGAAAUACGUAAUAGUAAAGCUGCGCGUCAAUUUGAUACUUCGCAAAUUGAAGUUGCUUUUAAAGAUGUCAUUGAAAGUAUGAAGAAAGACAUUGAUGACACAAGGCGGCAAAUUGAUAAUGUCAAGGAGACUGAACAAAAUUUAGAAACAAAAAUCGAAAGACGUCAAAUGGAAUUAGAAAGAAAUAAAAAAAGAUUAUUAACUUUACGUAAAGUACGCCCGGCAUUUAUGGAAGAAUUUGAAAAAUUAGAAGUUGAACUUCGUAUAGUUUAUGAAAAUUAUCUUCAAAAGUGCCGUUAUUUAGCAUAUUUAGAGCAUCUUUAUGAAGAUAUGACAAAAGUUGAGCAAGAAAAGUUUGAACAAAGACAAGCUGCUACUAAAAGACAAUUGGAACAGCUUCGCGGUGAAGAUGCUAGCUUUGAAAGUAUAAUGGAAGGCAAUGAUUCAAUAUUUACAAAUAAUAUUCGCAGUACUUUAAAUCUUGAUGGAACAGAAAGAGAUUUAGAUAAAAAUGAUCAAGGACAAGUCCAAGCUGGAGAAACAACAGGUAGGGCUUCAAGAGUACAAUUAAAUCAAAGAAGAAUUUAUGGUACCAUGUCAGGAAGACCACGUGGUUUACGAGAAUCAAAUGACAGUAUUGGCUCACUAGAUGACAGCGACAGUGAUCUUUUGAUUGAUGGUGACCUCGACGAUGAUGAAGAAGAUGAUGACAUUGACAUCGAAAAUGUACGAGGUAACUUAUUGAGUACGGUGACGAGUCAUGAAAUAGCAGCAUCAUUAGAUUUAAAAAGUAAUACAGAAAAAAGGUCAAUCAGUAAAGCGGGACAUGUUGAUGAAGAUUUUUAAUAUUAAUAAAUAAAUAUAAUUAUUAUAAAAUUCUCCCAGCACGAGAAUGCACCUCGGGUGUUUUCGGUUUUUACUCCCACUCUAGUUGUUUUUUGUACUAAAUAUUGCCCCCACUUUUCCUGCGUGUGCGCAGACUGAAAGGAAUCGGCAGUGGGGGAACUCCGAAGUUCAUUCUCUUACUGGGACAAGUUCACUUAUGUAUUAAAGUAAUAAAAUAAUGAAUGGUUAUCUACAAUGGCCGUCGUUUUAUUAAUAAUAAAAGCACCAGUAUCAAUAAAUUUAAUUUCAAAUUAUAAAUUAUUAUUAUUUAAUUAUAAUUUUAAAUAUUAUAAAUACCAUGUUUACUUUUUACAAUUUAAAAUUAUUAAAAAAAUUUUAGCAUUAGUUUAAAAUUACAUGUGCAUUACAGUCUCGAGUGUAACUUAUUUUUUUGGCUAAAAAAUAUUUUUUAUUUUUUUUGUAUACAUACUUAAUUAAAACAGUGAUAAUCAAUAUCAUUAACGAUAAUUAUUGGCCGUUAA